UUAUGCAGAAGAUGAAUGUAGAGAAUCGGACCGAGGUCACGGAAUUUCUACUUCUAGGAUUUCCAGAUCUUAAUGGGUUCAAAAUACAUGUUUUCCUUCUCAUCCUAAUCCUUUAUAGCAUGACUUUAGUUGGUAAUGCCCUAAUCAUCUCAGUUGUAUCAACAAGUCCCCAACUCUUCUCUCCCAUGUAUUUCUUCCUUGGCAACCUCUCCAUAUCUGAUAUUAUGCUCACUUCCAAUAUUGUUCCUUUAAUGCUGUAUGUUAUCUGGAAGGAAUCUGGCACCAUAUCUUUAGUUUGUUGUAUUUUACAGUUCUAUAUUUAUGCUUGUGCAGGAAGCGCAGAAUGUCUUCUCCUUACAGUAAUGUCGUAUGACAGAUACCUUGCCAUUUGUUGCCCAUUGCGUUAUUCAUCUCUCAUGGACUGUAGACUUCGUCUUCGCCUAGUUACCUGGUCAUGGAUUUUGAGCUGGACUAUACCAGUUAUUUCUGUUGUUAUGAUCUCUCGCUUGCAGUUUUGUGAUUCCAACAUCAUUGACCAUUUCUUCUGUGAUCUUGCACCUCUGCUAAGUAUUGCAUGCUCUGAUAUUGCCUCUGUGGAACUAGAAGCCCUUCUAGCGUCUACCUUUUUGUUCCUUUCUCCAUUUGUUUUUAUCACAGUAACUUACAUCUGUAUUUCACUCUGCAUCCUGAAGAUUCCAACCACUAAUGGUAGACAUAAAGCUUUCCUUACCUGUAGCUCUCACCUGACAGUUGUAUGCAUGUUUUAUGGGACAAUGAUUUCUCUCUACAUGGUUCCAACCACAGGACAUUCUCCAGCGGUUACCAAAUCCCUUUCUCUCCUGUAUGCUGUGGUGACUCCAUUCUUAAAUCCAAUAAUAUAUACUCUAAGAAAUACAGAGAUAAGAACAGCACUGAGAAAAUGGUCUAAACCAUAG
Molecule: messenger RNA, 935 nt
Organism: Spea bombifrons (plains spadefoot toad)
Lineage: Eukaryota; Metazoa; Chordata; Amphibia; Anura; Pelobatidae
Product: olfactory receptor 11L1-like
Exons: 1
Coding region: 3-935 (310 amino acids)
Biological process (GO): G protein-coupled receptor signaling pathway
Cellular component (GO): membrane
Molecular function (GO): olfactory receptor activity; G protein-coupled receptor activity
Source: RefSeq, a predicted model, not a curated record